AUGUCGAGCCAAGAUAGUAUCCACCGACAAUUCCCCGUGAAAAAGAACCGGAUGGGUCCAUUUUUGGGCAAACAACAGUCAUCACGGUCUCUCUUGACAUACGGGGAAUUUGACGAAGACGAAGAGACAGAUCUUGUCGUCCCUUGCGUCACACAAGAUGAGGAAGAUGAAGUAGCCCAACCUUCAACGCUGCCCCAAUCAUCUGAAUUCUCACUUCAAGAUGAUACAGCGACUGAAAUUUGGACAGAAGAUGAAAGUCUAGGAGAAAAUAGUCGAUCCGAGAUUGAAGCUGCCACGGAACAAUUGGAGAGCAGGAGAAUCGGCACAGAACAUGACAGAGAAAACUAUGGUGUUGAAAUAUAUUUGAAUCAUUACGAAAUCAUGUUGCAGCGACAAGAAGACGAAAAUGUAGCCACUCUGACACAUUUGAAGCCCAUGCUUGAAGUGCUAGAGUCACUAGUGAAAGGAAAAGCAUCGGCUCAGAUUGCUAACAGCAACACCACCUGCUAUGAUCGCACAACAUUGUUGAGGGAGUUCCGACCAUCAGAGCUAAAGAAGGCAUACAAACAAUUGAAGGAAGAAAGCACACGAUUUGACUUCAUUCGAACAGAUCGGCAAUUCAUGCUUGUUCUGAGGCUACUAUCGCAAACAGCCAUGGCUCAUCAAAGUGUGUCGUGGGCUGAAAUUGCACACUGCUACAAGAUCUGCGUUAGCGGAAUGCAGACCUUGGAAGAGAUUCCUGCAGGAAGAAUGCGCAAUCAAAUCAAGGAACGCACAAUUGCGAGCUUACAAGGCCCGAUACUUCCGAAGGUCCCAACAUCAAUUCUGAAACAAAGUUCCAAGCCUUCAGCCCUCACCUCAGUGUCAACCUCUUCAUCCUCGAGUCCUACCAUAAGCCCACUCGCAGACAUGGAAAGCAAGUCAAAAAUAAACUUUCAAGAUGGAUCUAAGUCCGACCGUAUAGUGACGAAGAUGAAAGAAGCACACGAAACUGACGUGAAGGAAAUUAAUUUCUUGAAAUUGACUAUCGCGUUCUUGCUUGGUCUCAUGGUUUCUGUGACCAUUGUUUCGCAGUCGAAUGGAUCUUCACCAGAAACUGGAUCUCUCAACCUCUUACUAGAGCAAUUAUCAGAAGCAAAAGCGGUUGCUGCUGAAGCAUCUAUUUCUGCUGCUUUUGAAAGCACUGUUCCGAUGGCAGUUAGAACCCCCCAACCACAAGAUGUUCACUUUCAGCCAAAAGAAGCUGAUAUCCAACCGAUUAUGGAGGAAGAGAAUAAGGGAGAAAAGACUCAAUCAAUUCGGAAUCCUGAUGUACUGGAGUCCGACAAUCUCGAGACAGCACUUACCACUUUCAACGCACCAAAAUCAACCUCGACGAUACUGUUUCCAUCCGUGUCAACUUUGCCAGAGGUGAGAACAUGGGGUGCUAUUGCAGUUGCGACUGUUGUGGCCCCAGCUGUUUUGCAGGCUGCUGUCGCAUUGGCCUCGACUUCUUUGUUGAUCCCCAUGGCUAUUUCUAUGAUUGCUGCCACUUCAGCUUUGGAGGGAGUAAGAGCGGUUGUCUUGGGGUGGUUGAAAAACCUCAGACCAAUGCGAAAGUCAUAA
Messenger RNA from Cylindrotheca closterium, 1605 nucleotides. NCBI's taxonomy places the organism in Eukaryota, Bacillariophyta, Bacillariophyceae, Bacillariales, Bacillariaceae. The record is from the annotation of a GenBank genome assembly.